UCUUUCUUAACAAACACACACCACUUUCUUUUCCUUAAAAUUACCAAUAAUACAAAUCAUAAUUCACAUUCACAUGCCAAAAGCAUAGUACCCUCCCUCAUUCAUCUCUCCCAUCUCCAUCUUCAUGACUACCUUUUGUAUUGAUUCUGACUCCACCAUAGCAGAAAACAUGAAAGAAGAUCUACUGGUGCAAGAAGGAUACGUUUUCGAAGAAGAGAUUCAUCUCACUGUGCUGAAAACCUCUCUUUUCUUCGCCGGUGAUGGUUUCACUGUCUAUGAUUCCAAAGGCGAAGUUAUUUUCAGAGUUGAGUCUUAUGGACCGGAUUCUCGUGACCUUGAUGAGCUUGUUUUGAUGGAUCCGGAUGGCCGUUGCAUCCUCACCGUUCGCCGGAAGAAACCGAGUCUUCAUCAACGGUGGGAAGGCUUCAAAGGCGAAAGAAUAAACGGUGAUAAACCCACCUUCAGCGUGAAGCGUUCAUCAAUAAUGGGACGGUCCUACGCUGGCGUUACAGUGGAGGUCUACGAUAGUUCCGGUGAGGAGUACCACAUAGAAGGAUGUUUCUCGCAACGCAGUUGCACCGUUUUUAACGCCACAAAAGAAUCAGUGGCUGAGAUUCAUCGCAAAGUGGACCCCACCACAGGUGUUCUGAUUGGGAAAGAAGUGUUCUCUCUAACCGUUAAGCCUGGCUUUGACGCUGCUUUUGCUAUGGGAUUCGUGCUUGUUCUUGAUCAAAUUGGUGGUGAUGAUUCUAUUGAAGAUGAUGCUACAGCUGAGCCUACGGUGCACCCUACCACAGAGGAUUAUGAAGAUAAAUAAAUAAAUAAAUAAACUUUGUUUAAUUUAUGAAACUAAUCUUAUAGGGUUGUGCCUUGAAAGAAAAGAUAUUUCAAUUUCCUAUGUGAUCUAGAAAAUUUUAUAUAUUAUUUUAUUAAAAUAUACAUAUUUAAAGUUGAAGUUA
Molecule: messenger RNA, 959 nt
Organism: Vicia villosa (hairy vetch)
Lineage: Eukaryota; Viridiplantae; Streptophyta; Magnoliopsida; Fabales; Fabaceae
Product: protein LURP-one-related 5-like
Exons: 2
Coding region: 125-817 (230 amino acids)
Source: RefSeq, a predicted model, not a curated record